This is a messenger RNA of Punctularia strigosozonata HHB-11173 SS5, 1071 nucleotides long. RefSeq lists its product as uncharacterized. The record is from RefSeq and is a predicted model, not a curated record. The transcript has 3 exons. Lineage: Eukaryota; Fungi; Basidiomycota; Agaricomycetes; Corticiales; Punctulariaceae. Bases 163 to 792 code for a protein of 209 amino acids.
CUCAUCCUCGUUUCCGCGGAUUGUGUACUCUUUUCUGCCCAUCAGCAUGUCCUCUCCAAAUCUACCAAUGGAUUCAACGGAUAUCUUCCCUGCCUUCCCGGAGGGACGACGUACGACGAUCCCGCCGAAAUCCCUGCGGCAUUGGUCCCAGAGACAGCCGAGAUGUUGAACGUCGUCCUCCAUGCCAUCUAUAACAUGGCCUGGACGACUCCCAUACCAUUGUUUGCAGUCGCGUCCAGUGCGGUAACGUCGCUCGUCAAGUACGGUUUCGAUGUCAAGACCGUCUUCGCGCCUUCCACCACUCUCUUCGGACUGUUCUCGAGAUCGUACGCGGCAUCCGCGCCUAUGGACGUCUACUGCUUCGCAGCGUCGCACGACCUCGCUCUCCUCGCGGUCGUGGCGUCCAGAAACCUUCUCUCUUUCCCGCUCUGCGCGUUGGACGACGCGCUCGCAGAGAAGAUGGGACCGCGCUACCUUCGCCGCCUGUUCUUUCUCCACCUCGGACGGACGGCCGCGCUGAAGCGAUUACUGGUCCCGCAGCCCGCCCAGCACCCGCCGAAUGCGGUGUGCGGCACGGCCGAACGGCAAGGACUCAACCGUGCGUGGGCGUUGGCGAGCGCCUACAUCGCCUGGGAUGCGCGUCCGAACCUUACUUCUCAAGACAUUCGAAACGUUAUGAACCCGUUGAUCAACGACCUCGUAUGCACCCAGUGCAAGCUGUCGUUCUUGGAACGCUCGCUGGCUUUGAUCGCUCAGUGGUCUGCAGUAAAGGCGACCAUUCUAGCCGAUUGAUGUCGUAACGGCGACGUCGUCCCUACAUUUGGGGCUGAAAAGAUCCUCUUGUGCAUAAACACAUAUUUCCGCGGGUUCUUGAUCGCAUUCGCGUAUUCCCCGAGUUAUACCCCAGUCGUGCGUCCGACCCCUCAGCAUUGCGAAGGACGCCGACGACCUUGCGCUCUUCGUACCUCGAAGUAUUCGUUCUGAUGGCGAGCUGGGAAUCAUCGCGGUAACUGCGUGCCACAUGUAUGCUACUAUCCAUGCCUUAGUGUUUUAUCAUUAUACUUGUCACCU